Molecule: messenger RNA, 4112 nt
Organism: Bactrocera dorsalis (oriental fruit fly)
Lineage: Eukaryota; Metazoa; Arthropoda; Insecta; Diptera; Tephritidae
Product: F-box/LRR-repeat protein 20-like
Exons: 4
Coding region: 2750-3376 (208 amino acids)
Biological process (GO): SCF-dependent proteasomal ubiquitin-dependent protein catabolic process
Cellular component (GO): SCF ubiquitin ligase complex
Molecular function (GO): protein binding
Source: RefSeq, a predicted model, not a curated record
GUGUGAUUUUUUUGCAUAAAACAAAAUUUUUCUUAUUGUUUUAUUUUUAUUUCGUCUGUCUGAAUUAAUCCGGCAAGAAAGCUUACUUUACUUUUAUGUCUAGAAGUCGUGUUUUGGGGCAUCUGACGGCGCUGUAAAUUGAUAUUGAGGGUGGUUUUGAAGUUACUUUACGAAUUCCAUACAAGUGGGUGAUUUUAAUACUUUUUCGCAUUCUUUACGCUUUCAAGUAGCAGUUGUAUUUAUUGUUCUUCAACUGAAGUUAUCGCGUUGUUUGUCUAAGCUUUUCUGAAGUUAAGGUUUAUUAAUUGUCAUAUUUUUAUGCAGAGUUUAUUUUUAAUUUUUUUCAAGACUUUUUUUCAACUUAACUUUAUUUCUGUGAAAGUAAAUUCGAUGACAUUAUGGAAUUCGAUUUCUUUUUCAUGGCCACCACGGCAGGCUUGCAGAAGUCCAGACGCUGAAUCCAAUUUUCGAGCAUAAAUGCUGCAAUUGCUGCAAUUUCACGUCCGAUAUUCGUACGAAGUUCAUCAAUCGUCGCUGGCUUGUUAGCAUAGACCAUAGAUAAUAGUCAAUAUUCAGUUUUAUUUGGCCGUAUUGAGGGAUUUGCAUGAGAACAUCCGUCGAAAAUGGCCGAAAAUGAAAGAGCAAUUUAUGGAUUUUACACGAUUAUAAUAUCAGUCACCACAGUUUCAGUUUUCACCACAUUUGGCACCGUGUGAUCUUUUCUAGUUCAACAAACUGAAAUUACUGCUCUGUGGAACUCGUUUUCAGUCGAUCAAAAAGAUAAAUAAAAUUCACUGAAGAAGCCGAAAGCUAUCCCAUCGACUGGAAAAAUCGUUGGCAGAAGUGUAUUACAUCUAGUGGGGAUUACUUUGAAGGCAACAAAAUAAAUAUUGAUUGAACUAUUUUGCGUUGACACAAUAAUUUGGCAUUUGAUGACCACAUUUGCUUUUGAUUAGUUUUUAUUGCCGUUGCUUCUCUUUGGCAACAGCUGUUUUUGUUGCUCUUUGCCGCUCGAAGUCUUUUCAUAGUCGGUACUUUUUAUUUACGACUUUGUUUAUUUAAUUUGCGAAAUAGUUCACAGUUUAGUGUCAAUGACAAUUAUUUGUUGUAUUGUAAUUUCAUAUUUUACAGUAAAUUACAUACCUAUUAUGUAAGUUUGUUUUUCUUCGCGUUACUUAAUUUUGUGUCGGUCGUUAAAAGUACAUAUAUUGUCGUUUGUAGGCAUUAUAAAAUUGGUAUGUAGGCGAUAAUUAAUGAUGACUGUGAAAAUUUCGCAACUAAAGACAGUAAAGGCUCAUUACUCGAACAAUAUAUAUACAUACAUAUGUACAUACAUCAUGGUGGUUCUUAAGGGCUAGAAAAGUUUUUCAACUACAUAUCAGAAUCAAAACUUAUAUGUGACAUAUUGGACUAUAGUUAUACGAGGUAUGACAAUUAAGUAAUGAGACUGAUUCCAUAAAAACCGUAUAUUCGAAAAUUAUUCUACAACUCUGCCAUCCCCUUCAAAGUAGUCCCCUUGGGCAGCUAUACAGCGAUUCCAGCGCGUUUUCCAUGCUUCGUAACAUUUCUGGAACGCUUCGACUGGGAUGUCCGCGAGUACCCUCGUCACGGCCGCCUGGAUGUCCGUAAUCGACUCAAAAUGGGUUCCUUUGACCACCGAUUUUGUUUCAGGAAACAAAAAAAGUCACAGGGUGACAUGUCGGGCGAAUAAGGCGGCUGUUGCAACAAGGCGAUCCUUUUAGAGGCCAAAUACUGGGACACGCUGAGGGCGGUGUGGCACGGCGCGUUGCCGUGAUGAAGGAUCCAGUUACAAGCGAUGUCUGGGUGCACCUGUUGACUCGUUUUCGCAAUCUUUCGAGUACUUGAUUCACAGUUUUCCCGGUGGAACGAAUUCUUUGUGGACGAUUCCACGGCUAUCAAAAAAGGCAAUAAUCAUCUUUUCACCUUCGACUUACUCGUGCGAGUUUUUUUCGGGCGGGGGGUGCGCGGAGACAACCAUUGUGAGCUUUGGCGUUUGGUUUCCGGGUCUAAGAGCACUAUCACCAUACACUCUUACAAUUUUAGCGUACGUUUCCGAAGCUGUUUCGCCCAAUCUGACGCAAAAUUUUAUCGCGACGCGUUGCUCUUGAUUUCGUUUUUCCAUUUUCGUGACGAGCACUACAAACACACGUCUACUCAACUUGACGCAGCAGGCGAACUAAACAAGCUAGAGCGAUGGUACAUAUAUCAAUGGAGAGGGGAGGGAUGCCGGAAAAAGAGAAAGAGAAUUUCAAGGUCACAGGUUUACCACAAGCGCGGCAAUAAAAUCAGUCUCAUUACUUAAUUGUCAAACCUCGUAUAUAUAAUGUAAAUUAUUAAGAUGACGAGACAAGUAGAAUUCCGAUUGACUGUCUGUCCACUCGUUGUUCGUUAAAAUGGUAAAUUAUCGACAAUCUUUGUUUAAGGGCCAGCAUCUGCCACCAUGUGACGAUCCCACCAAUCUUGAUAGAUUUCUGCUAUCACUUUUAAAUCCUAUGGGAAUGACUUUCCUUUUUCCUCACAACAAUUUCCGAAAUUAUCUGAAAUGAGUAUUAAGUUACAUUGUGACAAAAAAUAACCCGAAAAUUGUAACUAAAUUCCCUCGGUAAAUGAUAUUUCAAAAUUUUAUUUUGCUAAGUUGGUAGGACUGUCCUAAUUUACAUCUGGCUCUAGUAAUUUCACCGAUAUCGCUUUCCAGGCCUUGGGCAAGAAUUGCAAAUACUUGGCACCCAUGGACUUGGAGGAAUGCAAUCAGAUAACCGAUUUAACGUUGGCGCAUUUGACAACCGGUUGUCCCAGUUUAGAGAAACUGUCUUUGACGCAUUGUGCGCUUAUCACUGACGAUGGAAUACGUCAACUGGCGGCUGAUAAAUGUGGAGCUGAGAGUUUAUCCGUCCUCGAAUUGGAUAAUUGUCCAUUAAUCACCGAUCGUACAUUAGAGCAUUUAGUAUCUUGGCACAAUUUACAAAGAAUGGAGCUAUUCGAUUGCCAAAUGAUAUCGAGAGCAGCAAUACGAAAAUUAAAGUUUUUUUGUUUGCAGAAUCAUCUACCAAACAUUAAGCUACACGCCUAUUUCGCACCAUUUACACCGCCACCAGUUACCACUACACAUCGCCCACGGUAUUGUCGCUGCUAUGAGAUCUCUGAGAUUCGGCUAUCGGCUUCACCAGAAAAUUCUUGUGCAGGGGAAGGUACAUACAUAUAUACAUAUGUAUUUACUAGCACAAGAACGGGAAGAGUAACUAGGAAAUACCCAAUAUCACGGACUACUUCAAAAACUCCAAACGAAAUUAAGAAAAGGCAAAAUCUUAACCCGUUCCAACUAAAUAUUGGUGCUGAAGAUCGGGACCGAUUCUGAAAAUGUUUGAAUUGUCUACUAAGCACUUUUGAGCUCUUAUCGAGAUGAUGGAAAGCAUAGUAUGCGGACCAUAAUCGAAUCACUGCCAUGCUUAACUGUAAUAAUUGUGUAUUUAGGGUUACACCAAAGUCUUUCAGAAUACUAAGCAUAACCUUAUCCUCUGAUCCAAACAAGCUUAUCUUGGUUUCGUUAUAGCAAAUUUAAGCGCUUCCUGUUUAUUAUAUGUAUUUUUAUAUUUUUCUGAUAAUUCAAUUUCAUUUUCAAGUCGUUAAAAGUUUUAAAUCAAUUUUCAUGAACGUAAAGUACUAAAAUUCCGUGGAAAAGGGAUAAAGUUUUGCUUUUUCUUCCUCUAGUUUAAGAAAAGACAAAGAAAACAGUAAAAAACAAUAUUAAAGCAAUCAAUAAAACCCAAAAAACUUUUGAUUUCCUUUUUCUUUUGCUUUGUUAGUUAUACUAGUAAUUAGUUUUUUAAUAAUAUAUUACAUUAUUAAUGUUUUCUAAUGUAGUUUAGGUAACUACUUAUUAAAUUAUUAAAUCUUUUCACUUUAGGUCACUGUCUAGUUCCCUAAAAUCAUUUUACCAUUGCACUGAGUGCAAUCUUAUAAAUUCUCUGUAAUUUUUCAAGUAAUCACAUCGGUGAAAAGUUAAAAUUUAUCGUUUUAUAUAGAGCAAAUGAAUUUUUGUUAAGUAUGUACAGAAUUAAAACGAAAAUGAUUUCAAAAAUUCGAAUUUGUUU